AUGGACAGUACUUCCAAAGAAGAAAAAAAUGAAUUACACCCUAAGCAAAUGCUUGAAGAUAAUUAUAAAAAUAUAAAAAAUAAUUCCGAAGAAGAUAAUCACCAUGAAUUUCAUUACAAAGCAACACUUUUGCGUCAUACUUACAAUUUAAACCCUGAAAGAAUAAAUGAAGUACAAGAGAACUUUAAAAAAUACUUAAAUAUCUUCUUAGCGUACAUAAGAACAGAUAAGCCAGAAUCUGCAGAUUUCUUUCAGCGCGUUACACUUGGAAGAUUCUUUAAGAAGUUAUUCAUGCUAAUUACAUUUGUUAUCCAUCCGAUUAAUUGCGAUGAAUCAUUAAAACAAUUGAAUAAUAUGAAUGAUGUAACUUUAUGCAAUACAAUGCUCUACGAAGAGUGUCGGGAGUUUUUUGGAUUGAAAUCAAUAUUAGAGCCGAAGAAACUCGACCAAGAAGAAUGGUCUCUUGAUGAGUGGGGCAAGAAUUACUGGAAUUUCCUCCACGCUUUGUCUAUUUUAGUGCAGUAUGAGUACCAAAAGGAUUCUAAUCAUCCUGCGAUGGACUACCUUGCUUUAAUAAUGGUUAAUUUUCACAUAAUCUUGCCCUGCAGUGUAUGCAGUGUUCAUUACAAGGAAAGAAAUCCGCUGGUUAAUAUUACACUGCCGAUUUUACACGGUAAAGAUGCUAUUUAUGUUAUUUAUGAGUUACACAAUAUUGUGCGUCUUAGAAAUGGGUUAGUUUGGUUUCCGAUUGAAAGUUUUGUAAAGAAUUGGAAUUUGGAGAUUUUAAAGUCGGAGAAUGUUGAUAUAGAUAUUACGGAACCGCUUUCAUAG
Messenger RNA from Cotesia congregata, 831 nucleotides. NCBI's taxonomy places the organism in Eukaryota, Metazoa, Arthropoda, Insecta, Hymenoptera, Braconidae. The record is from the annotation of a GenBank genome assembly.